GUUGCUUUGGGGGGCGGGCUCAGCGGCGCAACUUCCGCCGCUGGGAGCUCUUCUUCCGCUCUGAGGAGUUCCUUGGGCCGUGGAGCAGGACCGCAGCUGAGGCAGGAAGAGUUGGGGCCGUGGUGACAUGAAGCAGCCCUGCGGCUGAGGCCUCCUUGUCCCCACUUCAACGUGGGGGCCCACCAGGAUGAGCAAGCUGCCUAGUGAGCUGGCCUGUGACUUGGAGCGCAGUCUGCCAGCCCUGGCCUCCCUGGGCAGUUCCCUGUCCCGCAGCCAGAGCCUGACAUCACACCUCAUCCCACCACCCCCGGAGAGACGCAGGGCCAUCUCCGACGUCCGCCGCACCUUCUGUCUCUUUGUCACCUUCGACCUGCUCUUCAUCUCCCUCCUAUGGAUCAUCGAGCUAAAUACCAACACCGGCAUCCGGAGAAACCUGGAGCAGGAGAUCAUCCACUACAGCUUCCAGAGCUCUUUCUUUGACAUCUUUGUUCUGGCUUUCUUCCGCUUCUCUGGGCUGCUGCUGGGCUAUGCUGUGCUGCGGCUCCGGCACUGGUGGGUGAUUGCGGUCACCACCCUGGUGUCCAGUGCGUUCCUCAUCGUCAAGGUCAUCCUCUCGGAGCUGCUCAGCAAAGGGGCAUUCGGCUACCUACUUCCCAUUGUCUCUUUUGUCCUGGCCUGGUUGGAGACCUGGUUCCUUGAUUUCAAAGUCCUACCCCAGGAGGCUGAAGAGGAGAGAUGGUAUCUUGCUGCCCAGGCUGCUGUUGCCCGUGGACCUCUUCUGUUUUCCGGUGCUCUGUCUGAGGGCCAGUUCUACUCUCCCCCAGAAUCCUUUGCAGGGUCUGACAACGAAUCUGAUGAGGAAGUCCCUGGGAAGAAAAGUUUCUCUGCCCAGGAGCGGGAGUACAUCCGCCAGGGGAGGGAAGCCACGGCAGUGGUGGAUCAGAUCCUGGCCCAGGAGGAGAACUGGAAGUUCGAGAGGAGCAAUGAGUAUGGGGACACGGUGUACACCAUUGAGGUUCCCUUCCAUGGCAAGACCUUCAUCUUGAAGACCUUCCUGCCCUGUCCCGCUGAGCUGGUGUACCAGGAAGUGAUCCUGCAGCCCGAGAGGAUGGUGCUGUGGAAUAAGACAGUGACUGCCUGCCAGAUCCUGCAGCGGGUGGAGGACAGCACCCUCAUCUCCUAUGAUGUGUCAUCUGGGGCUGCAGGUGGCGUCGUGUCCCCCAGGGACUUUGUGAAUGUCCGGCGCAUUGAGCGGCGCAGAGACCGGUACCUGUCAUCUGGCAUUGCUACCACACACUGUGCCAAGCCCCCCACGCACAAAUAUGUCAGGGGAGAGAAUGGUCCUGGAGGCUUCAUUGUGCUCAAGUCAGCCAGCAACCCCCGGGUCUGCACCUUCAUCUGGAUUCUUAACACGGAUCUCAAGGGUCGCCUGCCUCGGUACCUUAUCCACCAGAGCCUUGCGGCCACCAUGUUUGAAUUCGCCUUUCACCUGCGGCAGCGCAUUGGAGAGCUGGGGGCCCGAGCUUGACAGUGUUCCCUCGCCACCCUGCAGGCCAGGGUACUGCUGCCAUAGCCUUCAGAGUUGGAAAGACAGACUCUGGGCUUCCUGCUGUUCACGAAGGACCGUACCGAGCAGCGGGUAGCACCUCAUUCCCUGGGCCAUACCCUCCCACUGACGGGUACUGCCCGGGAAUGUGGACUCUGGGGUACCCCAGGCUGGAGGAACCAGGGCAGUCCCUCCUGCCUUCUGGAGGAGGAGACUCCCGCCAUGCUUCCCUAGGGAUCUCAGCUUGGUCACAGGGACAGGGCUUGCCCGUUGCUGAUGCGAAGGUGAAGACUCUCUCCAUUCCGACUGCUAGGAUGGUUUGUACUGUUAGCGAAAGGGUCUGUGACCCUUUUGCGUACACACUGCGGGAUGUCAGGGCACGUGGGGCGAUGGGAUGGUCCCGCAUCUCUGCCUCUCCAUGUCCUUCCCCUCUCCCAAGGCCUCCUUGGGGACCUUUGUAAUAAUUUGAGCCAUUUAAAAACAUGAAAUAAAAAAAUAA
Messenger RNA from Microtus oregoni (creeping vole), 2045 nucleotides. RefSeq names its product stAR-related lipid transfer protein 3. NCBI's taxonomy places the organism in Eukaryota, Metazoa, Chordata, Mammalia, Rodentia, Cricetidae. Gene Ontology annotation, cellular component: late endosome. The record is from RefSeq and is a predicted model, not a curated record. The transcript has 15 exons. Gene Ontology annotation, molecular function: cholesterol transfer activity; cholesterol binding. Bases 188 to 1528 code for a protein of 446 amino acids.